UUUAGCGAGCACCGGCGCCCGGAAGGUCAGUGUGUGAAGGAGCCGGUGGUACGCGGGUCUCCCCGCUGUUACCGAGGAGCGACGGCCGAGCAGACUAUCUCGGCCUGAGGCGGCGGGGAGAAGCAGACGGGCAGUUUGCUGCGACACCAUGGAGGGCGGCGGGGGUAGUGGCAACAAAACCACUGGGGGGUUGGCCGGCUUUUUCGGAGCCGGCGGAGCAGGCUACUCGCACGCGGAUUUGGCUGGAGUCCCGCUAACUGGUAUGAACCCUCUGUCUCCUUAUUUAAAUGUGGAUCCACGGUAUCUCGUACAGGAUACAGAUGAGUUUAUUUUACCAACUGGAGCUAAUAAAACCCGGGGCAGAUUUGAACUGGCCUUCUUUACCAUUGGAGGAUGUUGUAUGACAGGGGCUGCAUUUGGGGCAAUGAAUGGUCUACGGCUAGGAUUGAAGGAAACCCAGAACAUGGCCUGGUCCAAACCAAGAAACGUACAGAUCUUGAACAUGGUGACUAGGCAAGGGGCACUUUGGGCUAAUACCCUAGGUUCUCUGGCUUUGCUUUAUAGUGCAUUUGGUGUCAUCAUUGAGAAAACAAGAGGCGCAGAAGAUGACCUUAACACAGUAGCAGCUGGAACCAUGACAGGCAUGUUGUAUAAAUGUACAGGUGGUCUUCGAGGGGCAGCACGAGGUGGUCUAGCAGGACUAACGCUUACAAGCCUCUAUGCUCUAUAUAAUAACUGGGAGCACAUGAAAGGCUCUGUGCUCCAACAAUCACUCUGAAGAUUCUGCUCGUUUACAAACGGAGGACACUUUAGUAGUCACCCUGAUCAAUUUAUAAGUCAGUCUGGAGGCAUUUACUCUUUUAUGUACAACUCAUUUGAAAAACUAGAGAUUCCAGCUUGCUGUGAUGAAGAUCAUGGAUGGUUGACCAGGACUGGCACUCCUUCCAGCCAUUAGUGAGUUGAAGACAAAACACCCUGUGGCGGCUGAGUAAUGUGGUUCUCAUAAGAAGAUCUCGCACCUGUUUUUGCUCCUACCCACUUCUGGAAAACCACCUAAUCCCAGAAUUCAGGUGUGCUUGUCAAUAUUGUAUCAGCCACAUUUGUUCAUUUAAUGAUCCAAGACUGUAAUAUUGCUCUGUAUUCCCAAUAAAGGGUGAAAAUAGAA
Messenger RNA from Bubalus bubalis (water buffalo), 1165 nucleotides. RefSeq names its product mitochondrial import inner membrane translocase subunit Tim23. Gene Ontology annotation, biological process: protein import into mitochondrial matrix. The transcript has 7 exons. Gene Ontology annotation, molecular function: transmembrane protein transporter activity. The coding region runs from base 149 to 778 and encodes 209 amino acids. NCBI's taxonomy places the organism in Eukaryota, Metazoa, Chordata, Mammalia, Artiodactyla, Bovidae. Gene Ontology annotation, cellular component: TIM23 mitochondrial import inner membrane translocase complex; mitochondrial inner membrane. The record is from RefSeq and is a predicted model, not a curated record.